ACUACAACUCUGUCGAACUCUAUUUACAACACUGUAAGAUUUAUAAAGUUUUGGAGUUCUUUUUUUUUACACAAUUUUGAAAUUGUUUCAAAAAUUUGUGCUAAUCCUGGGGUGUCAAUUAGCUCACAAAGAUGUCGAGUCGUGGCCACAGUACGAAGGAAACCUUGCUUCAGUUGGUGGACGAUAUCGAAACAAUUUCAAAGGAAAUGUUGGAAUCGAUAAUUGCUCCUAAACCGGAAAAGCUGUCUCAUGCUGAGCAAACACAACUGAUUCAGUUGAUUAUGGCGAAAAAUGAGGAUUUAAGGGACAGUUUGAAGAUUGCAGAAGAUCAGGCCGAAAUAGACCGUAAAAUGUCCGACCUCGCUGUAGAAGUAUCCCGACAUGAUCAAGACAUACAAAUGUUACAAAAACAUUUAAAAGAAGCAGAGACUCUGUUAUCCACUGCCCUGUACCAAGCUCGUCUAAAAUUGGAUCAGAUAACCAAGGCACAGACACACUCUGUCAACUCGGAAGACCUUAUUCGAUUCGCUCACCGAAUUUCUUCCACAAAUGCUGUCGCAGCACCGACAAAUUGGCUCCCCGGCGAUCCGAGAAGACCUUAUCCGACCGAUUUAGAAAUGAGGAUGGGAUUACUCGCGAGAUUGAACGAACUCCCAAUGAACCAGGUAUUGGACUCCAUGCCUCGGGAAACCAUGAUGGGAAAUUCGAAUCCUUUGGGCAACCCCUUUCCUCCCUGGCACCCACACGCCCAUCAUUCUGGUCAGACGCCGGAUCACUCUGGUUCUGCCUCUUCCUCCAUGUUCCAACCCCUCGCUCAUGCCUCUGCCUCCCCACAUGUCGGUAUCGAUCCCUCCACGCGAAAUCAUGAAGACGUCGAAGUUAUGAGUACGGAUUCGUCAAGCAGUAGUAGUAGCAGUGAGUAGUUAACGGGGCAUUAUAGUUUGCUCUGGCCGCUCUAUCAGCCAAUACAGUCCCUCGCUCAAUAUUUCUCCCGUAUGUUACCCCAUGCAUUAUUUUUUGCACAGAAAAACAUUUUGCAAUUUUUCCUGAUUCGUCUCAUCUCGUCAUAGAGUAUGUGUGCCGGGAAGCCACCACCACACAUACUCUUCCCAUUGGAAACCACUAAAAACAUAAACAACUCCAGAUGAAUUUUGCAGUUUUUUUGCAAAAAAUUCAAAAUUCCCACCAAAGCUCGUGAACUUUUUACCCCACCGAGUUCAUCAGUUUCGCCACUAUGUGAUUUAUGAGGAUUAGAAUAACAUAAAAUAUUGUCAACUCUUAAUUCAUCAAGUUCUAGCUCGAGUGAUUUUUAAUGGGUAAUGUAUUUUUCUACUGUUUUAUUUUUAAGUUGUAUUUGUAACACAGAACAGAUUUCGUAUAAUUAAAAGCAGAAUUAUGCAUGUAGCAAUGA
Molecule: messenger RNA, 1411 nt
Organism: Folsomia candida
Lineage: Eukaryota; Metazoa; Arthropoda; Collembola; Entomobryomorpha; Isotomidae
Gene: MED4
Product: mediator of RNA polymerase II transcription subunit 4
Exons: 5
Coding region: 132-923 (263 amino acids)
Biological process (GO): regulation of transcription by RNA polymerase II
Cellular component (GO): mediator complex; core mediator complex
Molecular function (GO): transcription coregulator activity
Source: RefSeq, a predicted model, not a curated record